Molecule: messenger RNA, 3131 nt
Organism: Cannabis sativa
Lineage: Eukaryota; Viridiplantae; Streptophyta; Magnoliopsida; Rosales; Cannabaceae
Exons: 6
Coding region: 579-1715 (378 amino acids)
Source: RefSeq, a predicted model, not a curated record
GAGAGAGAGUUUUAUUUAGGGAAAAAAACAGGAAUAUUCUAAAAAUGGUAAAAUAUUACAACAAUACUGUGGGCCGGCCCAAUCAACAUUUGUACAGCCCAAAAUGAAAAUAUUACAAAAAUACCACUUGCCCUUACCUUCAGCCGCACGUCACAAACGGAGAGGAUGAAUGAAGCUCCAUCGAUGCAGUCGGCCACGCAACCAGAAUGAAACCAGAUCGAACGUAAAACAACUGUAAAUCCCGUCGAAUUUCAAUAGGAAACGAACAAAUCCAACGAUCUAAACAGAAAUUUUUUUAAAAAAAAGAGCAGGACAACCGUGGAGAAACUGAAUUUCAACAUUUGAUUUCGGUUUUUAUAGUGCAAUAUCACUCAAACGAUCGUCGAAAAUUCAGAUUGAAGCAAUGUAAAUCUGUAUUGAACAGAUCUGGAGCUCCCCCUCAAAUCCAAAAAAAAGUUGCAUUAUCGUUUGAAAAUGGUUUCGAAAUCAUGAAGAAGUGUUAUAUGACAAGUACCAAGAGCUAGCAUAUGUACAAGGAAUUUAUUGUGGAAAAGAUAGAGUACAGAACAGUUUGAGAAAUGGAAUCUGGACAGGAAACACAAUGCUUGAACAAAGGAACAGAGAUAGUAGAAAGGAAAGACAUUCCAUUCCUAGUCUUCUACAAUGGAAAAUUCGAUGAUCGAAUGAAUUAUGAAAAUUAUGAAGCCAGUGGACACUACAUUUCUGCCAAUUGUAACUAUGAAGAUUUGCAACAGAAACUCAAAGAUGCCCUGGAAUGCAACCAAGAAAACACUGUUUUGCAACUGAAAUAUCAAGUGAAGGAAGGAUACCAACCAUUGAGGAUAAAGGAUGAUCAAAGCCUGCAUUUCUACAUACAACUCAAACUGAAAGACCCCGACUUCACAACAUACCCAAUGUGUGUGAAUGUCAUCAACAACCCAACAACAACCAUCGAUGCAACAUUCUUUGGAAAUGACAAUUCAUUAAUUACACAUAGAAGCGCCUUCCAACCAAUCGAAUACAAUGCAGCAACAACAGAAGACUCAACAAAUCAACAACAUAUAAUUGAAGCAAGAGUACCGGAAUUUGGGGAAGAAAGUUUUGACUUCAUGGACUAUGCAAAACUUGUGGCAGAGGAAAUGGUUGAGCAACUGGAAAACAACAGAAAAAAGGAACCAGAAAUCACAGAUUAUGACGAACUACUAAUCACAGAUCCGCAUCAUCCAGAAAUAGAAGAAGCACAAAUAUACAAAGACAAAGAAACACUGCAGAGCGUGCUUGGUUUCUAUGCAAUUAGGAACAACUUCCAAUUCAGAGUUAAAAAAUCAUGUGCAAAAACAUACAAGAUUUGUUGUUUGGAUCCAAAAUGCAAGUGGGCACUAACAGCAUCCAGAAACGGGCCAACAAAGUCAUUCAUCAUUCGAAAGUACGACAGAAAGGUGAUACACACUUGUGAUCUAAACAUCAGAUUUGCCGACAAGAGACAAGCUACAACGAAAUUGAUUGGAAACUACAUCAAGCCACGGUUCACCAACAUAAAAACAACUCAAACGCCACAAGACAUCAGAGGAGAAAUGAAACACAAGUAUGGGGUAAGAAUGAACUACAUGAAAGCAUGGAGAAGCAAAGAGCACGCGCAAGAAGAAUUACGAGGAAAAGCCAACGAAUCAUACGGAGUUCUUGCCCGGUUUUUUGCACAUGUUGCAAAAAACUAAUCCCGGAACAAUAGUGCACAUGGAAACAGAGGAUGACAACAGCUUCAAGUACUUGUUUGUCGCACUGGAUGCAUCAAUAAAAGGAUGGAAGAAAUGCAAACCUAUAAUAGUUGUUGACGGAACUUUCCUUAAAUCAACAUAUGGAGGUACACUGCUCUCUGCUUGUACACAGGAUGCAAAUGGGCACAUUUUUCCACUAGCUUUUUCUGUUGUGGAUUCAGAAAACAACAACUCAUGGCAAUGGUUUUUCACAAAAGUGAGAGAAACAUAUGGGAUUAGAGAGGAACAGUGCUUGAUCUCAGAUAGACAUGAGAGCAUAAGUAAGGCAGCUUGUCAAGUAUUUCCAGAAAUCACACAUUGCUAUUGUGUAUACCACCUGUUAAGCAACCUAAAAGCAACCUUCAAGAAGAAUGCAAGCAAGCUGGAUAAACCAUUCUUCGCUGCAGCCAGAGCAUACACAGAGGAAAUUUGAAUACCAUAUGAGCGAGUUGGACAGCUUGGACAUCCGUGUAAGACCAUAUUUACAACAAGUUGGAUACCACAAAUGGUCAAGAUACCACUGCAAAAACAACAGGUAUUCAACUAUGACUUCAAACAUUGCUGAAUCUCUAAAUGCAGCAAACUUGGCAGCUAGAGAGCUACCAAUCACAACACUGAUGGAGUCAUUGAGAGCAUUGAUUCAACAAUGGACAUACACAAACAGGAAAAAAGCACAGAAAACAACAACAUUUUUAACACCUACAGCAGAAAAGAAAUUAGUCGACAACUUUGUGGAAUCAUUGACAGAAAAUGUAAAACCAAUAAACGAGACCAUGUUCGAAGUCAUUGAACUAACCAGAUCAUGGGUCAUCAACCUCAAGGAGAAAACAUGCAGUUGCAACAGAUUCCAACUUGAUGAGUUACCGUGUGCUCAUGCGCUUGCUGUUAUAAAAGAGAUGAACUUGAAUGUUUACAACUACUGUUCGGGUUAUUACACCACGCGAACAUGGCUUGAAACAUACAGCGGCUCAACAUAUCCGGUACACAAUCACACAACUUGGGAUGUGCCACAAAACAUAAAAGAUAUCAUUGUUCUGCCACCAAACCAAAAAAUAAGAUCUGGAAGACCAAGGAAACGAAGGUUUUUAUCUGAAUGGGAUACAAAAAAACAUAACAGGUGCGGCAAAUGUGGACAACACGGACACAAUCGAAAGACAUGCAACAAUCAAGCAAUAAAAUAGAUACAUAUGAAAUAUUUGAAUUGUUUAAUUUUGUGUGCAAAUUCAAACAGGUUGAUCUGUGAUGCUCUAAAUACAUGGGAUUUCAUUUUUAUGAAAUUUGAAACAGUUUUUUAAUAGUUUCAAAAUCGUUUUGUUACAGUUGCGACCCUUUGUAAAAUAUUAAGUACCGGAAUGACUUAUUGUUUACAGUUUUAAA